Molecule: messenger RNA, 1202 nt
Organism: Zingiber officinale
Lineage: Eukaryota; Viridiplantae; Streptophyta; Magnoliopsida; Zingiberales; Zingiberaceae
Product: peroxisomal membrane protein 13-like
Exons: 5
Coding region: 180-1013 (277 amino acids)
Biological process (GO): protein import into peroxisome matrix, docking
Cellular component (GO): peroxisomal importomer complex; peroxisomal membrane; peroxisome
Source: RefSeq, a predicted model, not a curated record
GGGUCUGAAUAAUGAAUCACUAGACGUAUUAUAUUUUCGCGCACUGGUGGGGCGAAGCGGUCGGCGAUUUCCUCGUCGGCCGUCGGUUUUGUCGGAUGGAGAAAGAGGAGUAAAGGUGAGGGGGGAAGAACGAUGCGAUUGUAGUGGGCACUUUAUGUGGAUUUCGCUGUGCCAUCGACAUGGGAUCCAAUUCUCCACUUGCAGGUGCUCCACCUCCAAAGCCCUGGGAAAGAGCUGGUGGUUCAUCAGGUCCUGGGCCAUUUAAGCCCCCAUCUUCUGGCAGCACUAGUGAUAUUGUUGAAGCAUCCGGCACUGCAAAACCUGGUGAAGUUGUUCCAACCAUUGACAGGAAUGUCACUACUACCAACAGUACUCUAACAAUGCCUGUUCCAGCAAGGCCAUGGCAAACCUAUGGUGCCAAUUAUGGAGGUUAUGGAUCAAGUAUAUACAAUUCAAGCUAUGGUUCUAACAUGUACAACUCCUAUGGGGGUCUUGGAUCAUAUGGCAGUCUUUAUGGUAACAAUAUGUACUCCAGCCAUGGGGGUUUGUAUGGAGGUUCUGGAAUGUAUGGAGGUGGCAUGUACAAUAGCGGUUUUGGUGGCCCUAUAGGCGGUUAUGGUAUGAGCAUGGGAGGUCCUUAUGGUAACCAAGAUCCAAAUAAUCCAUUUGGUUCCCCACCAUCCCCGCCAAGUUUCUGGAUGUCCCUUCUUCGUGUGAUGCAAGGCGUUGUGAGUUUCUUUGGUCGAGUUGCUAUACUCAUCGAUCAGAAUACUCAGGCCUUUCAUUUGUUCAUGACUGCUCUUCUCCAGCUUUUCGAUCGAUCUGGAAUGUUAUAUGGCGAGCUUGCGAGAUUUGUAUUCAGGAUACUGGGCUUCCGAACAAAGUCUAACAAACAGAAGCAACUGGGACAGGGCGAAUUGCUCGACCGUGCUGGCCAGAAUUUCCUCAAGGGCCCUAAGACUAGUGCUUCAUGGGAUAAUGUUUGGGCUGACAAUAAGAAGGGGCUUUCUUAGACAGACAAUGGUGAAUAAUAAAACGGCAUGUUACUUUCCUUCUAAGACCUGCGCAAUAUUUCCCUUUGUAAGAAAGGAAUGACAGCAUAUGGUUGGAGCACUGUGUCACAGACGACGUAAAACCUGCACCUUUCAGUUUGUCUUGGUUUAGUAAAUAAAAUAUUUAAUAUUUUGCUGUCGAUCGUCAAA